Messenger RNA from Drosophila innubila, 5941 nucleotides. RefSeq names its product partitioning defective 3 homolog (gene baz). Gene Ontology annotation, molecular function: phosphatidylinositol binding; protein binding. The transcript has 9 exons. Gene Ontology annotation, cellular component: cell cortex; apical plasma membrane; adherens junction. NCBI's taxonomy places the organism in Eukaryota, Metazoa, Arthropoda, Insecta, Diptera, Drosophilidae. Bases 329 to 4936 code for a protein of 1535 amino acids. The record is from RefSeq and is a predicted model, not a curated record. Gene Ontology annotation, biological process: microtubule cytoskeleton organization; establishment or maintenance of epithelial cell apical/basal polarity; establishment of centrosome localization.
GCGCAGCGCACUUCGCUUAUUGCUUCGCUCGUUCACAACGUCGCCGCUGUCGUCGUCGCUGUCGCUGUCGUCGUCGUCGCUGCUCGCAGUUUAGCCCUGCAAAAAAAGGAAAUUAUAAAAAUAAAACGGUGCAAUGUUCCUCAGCGAUCAGUGUAUCCUGCAUCUUCGAAAAGAGCAGCGAAUUAACGACUUUUCUUCAAGUGUAAAAAUGUAAACUAACUUUAACUAACUAUAAUAAUCAUAACUAUAACAAUUGCGCACAAAUUUGUGCUAACAAAGAAAAUAAUCAAAACCAAACCAAAGACAAACAAAGGGAGAGAUAUUAAGAAUGUUUGACGUGCCGCCCAAGUGUCCAGCGCUGGCCAACAAAUUGAGCGGCCUUUUUGGGUGGCGCCACACCUACAAGGUGGCUGCCAAGCAUGAGGGCAUUCCCCAUGGCACCCUACACAAAUCAUAUUCAUUGACGCUGCCCAAACGACCCCCAUCACCGAGCUACGACUGCGUGAAGGAAGCGGGCUCCUGGGUGGCCGUACACCAUCUGCAGACACAGUCGGGAAUUCUGGAUCCCGAUGACUGUGUGCGCGAUGUGGCCGACGAUCGGGAGCAGAUACUGGCCCACUUUGAGGACUCUGGUCCCGAUCCGGGUGUGCCGCAGGGCGGCGGCGAUGGCGCCUCAGGGAGCUCCUCGGUGGGAACUGGCUCGCCGGACAUCUUCCGUGAUCCGACAAACACAGAGGCGCCCACACGGGAUCUGUCCACGCCACACAUUGAGGUGACCAGCACCACGUCCGGUCCAAUGGCUGGCCUAGGAGUGGGCCUAAUGGUGCGGCGCAGCAGUGAUCCCAAUCUGUUGGCAUCCCUCAAGGCGGAGGGCGGCAACAAACGUUGGUCCGCGGCGGCGCCUCAUUAUGCCGGAGGAGAUUCACCGGAGCGCCUGAUGUUGGAUAAGGCCGGUGGCCAAUUGUCGCCACAAUGGGAGGAGGAGGAUGAUACGGCGGCACAGCUGAAGGAGCAGUUGCUGCAACAACAACAGCAACAACAACCACAACAUGCUGGAGCAACUGGUGGUCAUCAGCCAUUUGCUCGAUCCGGCCGGCUGUCGAUGCAGUUUCUGGGCGAUGGCAAUGGCUACAAGUGGAUGGAGGCGGCCGAGAAGCUACAGCAACAGCAACAGCCGAUGCCAACGUCGCUGCCAAACAGCGCCUAUUCGAGCAAAUCCCUUCCUCGGGAGAGUAAGCGCAAGGAGCCGCUGGGUCAGGCAUACGAGUCCAUACGGGAGAAGGAUGGCGAAAUGCUGCUCAUCAUCAAUGAGUACGGCAGUCCAUUGGGAUUGACGGCGAUGCCGGACAAGGAACACGGCGGCGGAUUGCUCGUUCAGCACGUCGAGCCAGGCAGUCGGGCGGAACGUGGACGGUUGCGUCGCGAGGAUCGCAUCCUGGAGAUCAAUGGCAUCAAACUGAUUGGUCUCAGCGAGUCCCAAGUCCAGGAGCAACUGCGUCGUGCCCUCGAAUCAUCCGAGUUGAGAGUGCGCGUCCUGCGCGGCGAUCAACAGCGUCGCCAGCAGCAACGUCGCGAUUCCAAGGUGGCCGAAAUGGUUGAGGUGGCCACCGUUUCGCCCACACGCAAACCACAUGCUGCUCCCGUCGGCACCUCCUUGCAGGUGGCCAACACCCGCAAAUUGGGUCGCAAAAUUGAGAUACUGCUGAAGAAGGGACCCAAUGGCCUGGGCUUCUCGGUAACCACGCGCGAUAAUCCCGCAGGCGGACAUUGCCCCAUCUACAUUAAGAACAUUUUGCCACGUGGCGCUGCCAUCGAGGAUGGACGCCUCAAGCCCGGCGAUCGCCUCCUCGAGGUCGAUGGCACCCCGAUGACCGGCAAGACCCAAACGGAUGUGGUCGCCAUACUCCGUGGCAUGCCCGCCGGCGCCACAGUGCGCAUUGUUGUCUCCCGGCAACAGGAGCUCGCUGAAAUGCCCGUCGGUCCGGAACCUGUGGAGAAGGUAGUAUCAGUGGCACCAGCGGCGGUUUCCGCUUCCAGCACCACGGUGGCCAACGCCACCGCUCACACUUCCUCAUCUGCAUCCGCAUCCGUUUCCAUUCCUGUGCAAAAGUCGAGCAGCGCCAGGUCGUUGUUCCAACAGCAGCAGCAACAACAACAGGCACAGCUCAAUGAAUCUCAGCACUUUAUUGAUGCGGGCAGCGAGUCGGCGGCUUCCAAUGACAGCCUUCCUCCCAGCAGCAGCAGCUGGCAUUCGCGGGAGGAGUUGACACUGCACAUACCCGUCCAUGACACGGAGAAGGCGGGCCUUGGGGUCAGUGUGAAGGGCAAGACGUGCUCCAAUCUGAAUGCGUCGACGGCCAGUGCGGGCAGCGGAGGCAUGAAACACGAUGGCGAUCUUGGGAUAUUCGUGAAGAAUGUCAUCCAUGGUGGCGCCGCAUCGCGUGAUGGACGCCUGCGAAUGAAUGACCAACUGUUGAGCGUGAAUGGCGUUUCGCUGCGUGGCCAGAACAAUGCUGAGGCCAUGGAGACACUGCGUCGCGCUAUGGUUAAUAAUCCGGGCAAACAUCCGGGCACCAUAACCCUGCAAGUCGGACGUAAAAUACUGCGAUCGGCCAGCACCAGUGACAUUUUGGAGCAUAGCCAUAGUCAUAGCAAUAGUAGCAACAGCAACAGCAGCAACAGCAAUGGCAACAAUUCGAAUUGCAACAGCAACAGCAACAACAACAACAACAACAGCAGCUCCAAUGCCAGCGAUAAUUCUGGCGCCACAGUGAUCUACUUAAGCCCGGAGAAACGAGAAGCACGCGGCAGCGGAAAUGGACCUGGCAGCGCCGGCAGCGAUAUGAAUAGAUGGAGCAAUCCCGUUUUGGAUCGUCUAACCGGUGGCAUUUGCUCCACAAAUUCUGCGCAGCCGUCACAGCAACAACAACAAUCGCAAGCUCAAUCGCAGUCGCAGUCGCAGCGUCGCCAGCCACCGCCAUCUCUUGGUGGCAACAAUGCGGCACUGCGUAAUGAAAGCUAUUACAUGGCCACCAAUGAUAACUGGUCGCCGGCGCAGCUGCAGCUGCCCAAUGGCCAUGGUUAUACGGCGCUGCUCAUUGAGGACGAUGCGGAACCCAUGUCACCCACUCUGCCGGUGCGAGGACACGAUGGUCAACACUGCAACGCGAGCAGCGCGAACACAUCGCAAGCUAGCGCCGGCAUGGGGCAGGUUGGGGCAACAUCUGCCAAUGGGGCAGGUGGCAAUUUCGAUGCCACAUACUCGUCGCAGCUGAGCCUGGAGACGAACAACUCGGGAGUGGAGCAUUUCUCGCGCGAUGCUCUGGGACGUCGCAGCAUCUCGGAGAAGCAUCAUGCGGCGCUGGAUGCACGCGAAACAGGAACCUAUCAGCGCAACAAGAAGUUGCGCGAGGAACGGGAACGCGAGCGUCGCAUACAGUUAACCAAAUCGGCGGUGUAUGGUGGCUCCAUUGAGUCGCUGACUGCACGCAUUGCCAGUGCGAAUGCCCAGAUGGCGGCUGCAGCGGCUGGCUAUAAGCACGCCAAGACCAGUUCGCACAUUGAGCAGCGGGAGCAACAGAUGCUCGUCGCUGAGGCGGAGGCACGCGACCAGCUUGGGGAUUUGGGACCAUCGCUGGGCUUGAAGAAGUCCUCGUCAUUGGAAUCACUACAAACGAUGGUCCAGGAGCUGCAAAUGUCCGACGAGCCGCGUUCUCAUCAUGCCCUCCGUGCGCCACGUGGACGCGGUCGUGAAGAUAGUUUACGUGCCGCUGUGGUCAGCGAACCGGAUGCAAACAAGCCGCGCAAGACCUGGCUGCUGGAGGAGGGCGAUCACGAGGGCGGCUUUGCCUCACAGCGCAACGGACCCUUCCAGAGUUCCCUCAACGAUGGCAAGCAUGGCAGCAAGUCGCGUGCCAAAAAGCCGAGCAUACUGCGUGGCAUUGGCUACAUGUUUCGCUUUGGCAAGAAUCGCAAGGAUGGCGUCGUUCCCGUCGAUACCUAUGCCACAUCCUCGCUGGCUUCAUCGACUCCUCACACAGCUGCCCAACAACAACAGCAGCAGCAGCAACAGCAGCAACUGCAACAACAACAAAUUCCAACUGCUGCUUUGGCCGCCUUGGAGCGUAAUGGAAAACCGCCAGCUUAUCAGCCACCUCCACCUCUGCCAGCUCCAAAUGCCACUGGUGGCGGUGGUGUAGGUGGUGCUGCUGCUGCUGGUGUAGUUGUCAGUGGUGCAACAACUGCUAACGGUGGCAUUCAUCAGAAUGAUAUAUUCAAUCAUCGCUAUCAACAUUAUGCCAACUAUGAAGAUUUGCAUCAGCAUCAGAUUAGUCGACGCCAUCAGCAUUACCAUUCGCAGCGCAGCGCGCGUUCACAGGACAUCAGCUUGCAUUCAUCAUCGAGCCAACAGCAGCCACCAUUGCCACUGCCGCCAUCAGCAGCAGCUGUGGCAGCGGCAGCAGCAGCGGCACAUCAGCAACAGCAGCAACAACAACAGCAGUCGAAUGGUGUCAUGCGUCCAAUGAGCAGCUAUUAUGAGUACGAUACGGUGCAACAGCAACGUGUGGGCAGCAUUAAGCAUAGCCAUAAUCAGAAUCACAAUCACAAUCCCAAUCACAAUCACAGCCAUAAUCAUAGCCAUGGUGCACAUGGUCUGCACAAUGGCAACACAUCGUCGCCGAUCAGUGUGAAUGUGCCACAGCCGCAUUGGAAGGCAGCGGGACUCAAUGGCUUCUCGCCGGCAUCCUUGAACAGCAGUGCGCGCAGUCGUGGACCUUUUGUUACACAAGUCACCAUACGCGAGCAGAGUGGCAUGCCACAGCAGCAGCAGCAGCAGCAGUUGCAGCAGCAACAGCCCACUUAUCAGACGGUGCAGAAGGCGCAGUCACAGUACGGCAGUGGCGCAGGUGCACAGCCGCAUGCCUCGAAGGUGUGACUAUAGGUGCUGGCGCAUGCGCGCGCCACACGCGACGUCCUCGUGGAGAGUCCGCACAGCCGGCACUCGGAGUUGAGCGAAGUGGAGGUAUUCUACUAUGCAACCGAGUGCUAGAAAUCACACAUAUGAGGCAUGUGGCAUGGACAUGGGGCACGCAACGCAUGUGAGACGCAAGCGGCCGGCAAAGCAAUAUCAACUGUCAACCAGUUUGAUAAACAACUUUUUUUUUUUUUUUGUUUGUUUUUGUUUUAAUUUAAUAAAAUAUUUUUCAACCCAUUUGACAAGGAGACAAACACACGUAUAUGCUUAUAGUUAAGCUCAUUAAAAAAAUACAUUACAAAAAGAAAAGUAUUCCAUGUAAAGCGCAUUGAGGAUUCAAAAAUCAAAUGCACUUAGUUUAAGUUUGUAUUAAUCAUUUAAGUCUAAGUCAAAGACCAUGUAAAUACUUACAAUUCAAUUUAAGCUUAAAGUGAAUCGAUUAAAAAGCGAAAACAAUUUCAGUUUGUACGAAUCGAAAAAAAACAAGUCUCAAAACAUAAAUCAAGACAUUUGUUUAAAUAUGUAAUAAUUUAUAUAUAUUUUGUUUGAAUAAAAUUGUCUAAAGAAUAUAACAACUAUAUUUGUCACUUGAAAAACAUAAUUUAAGUCAAAACCAUGCUGUAAAUAACUUAAAAGGCAUAAUUAUCGAUACAUCAUCUAAAUAAUUACAUACCAUUAUAUUUAUAUAAAUCUAUAAAAUUAUAUAUAACAUACAUUUUUUUUUCUAGCUUUAAAGCAGUCGCCAUUUUGUGCAAAUGUGAAAAUUGCAAAGUUAAACUUAAAGUCCAAUUAAUUAAUUUUUUCGUACAUUCAUCUAAAUGCAAUAAGCUAAAUUUAUUAAUAAACUUAAGUUUGUAUUAGACAUAAUAGGCCCAGCUAAAUAAAUAGACUGGGCAUUUAAACAAGACGCGACUUUGGAUUAGAUCGUAUUAAUCAUAUAAUAUAUGAUACACAUAGUAUAUAUAU